Messenger RNA from Nymphaea colorata (pocket water lily), 798 nucleotides. Its product is annotated as calmodulin. The coding region runs from base 162 to 611 and encodes 149 amino acids. The transcript has 4 exons. Lineage: Eukaryota; Viridiplantae; Streptophyta; Magnoliopsida; Nymphaeales; Nymphaeaceae. The record is from RefSeq and is a predicted model, not a curated record. Gene Ontology annotation, molecular function: calcium ion binding; enzyme regulator activity.
AAUGUUUUCUUUCUGACUUCGCCAGCUCACGUCCGGGUUGGCCGUACAAGUUCUCCCCUUCUGUGCCGUGCAGAAGGGGGCAGAGAAGAGCCAGCAAGCGAGCGGCGGCAGAGGAGGAAGAGGAAGAGGGGAAGUAGGAAACUCUGUGAGCCGCGGGGAAGAUGGCGGAGCAGCUGACGGAGGAGCAGAUAGCGGAGUUCAAGGAGGCAUUCAGCCUCUUCGACAAAGACGGCGACGGCUGUAUCACCACAAAAGAGUUGGGGACUGUUAUGAGAUCUCUAGGACAAAAUCCAACUGAGGCUGAGCUUGUGGAUAUGAUUAACGAAGUUGAUGCAGAUCAAAACGGCACCAUCGAUUUUCCAGAGUUUCUAAACUUGAUGGCUCGAAAGAUGAAAGAUACUGAUUCUGAAGAGGAGCUGAAGGAGGCCUUCAAGGUCUUCGAUAAGGACCAAAAUGGUUUCAUUUCUGCAGCAGAGCUGCGCCAUGUGAUGACUAAUCUUGGGGAGAAACUGACUGAUGAAGAAGUUGAUGAGAUGAUUAGAGAAGCUGAUAUCGAUGGAGAUGGCCAGGUCAAUUACGAGGAGUUUGUGAGGAUGAUGCUGGCGAAGUGAUGUUGGGAUGAGAAGAUUCACACCACAUGGAUCUCUCGGUUUGUCUUAGAAUGUCCCGCUUUGAAUGUCCCGCUUUUGUUUGCACCCCUCAGUUUUUCUACUUACCGGAUUAGUGUGGUUUUGUUUUAGCCUUAUCUGAUAUAUGAAUUUAGACUUUGCAUGUGCAAUCUAUCAAAUCAUUUUUGAA